This is a messenger RNA of Mycotypha africana, 2124 nucleotides long. Its product is annotated as PHD-zinc-finger like domain-containing protein. The coding region runs from base 323 to 1930 and encodes 535 amino acids. The record is from RefSeq and is a predicted model, not a curated record. Gene Ontology annotation, biological process: regulation of transcription by RNA polymerase II. NCBI's taxonomy places the organism in Eukaryota, Fungi, Mucoromycota, Mucoromycetes, Mucorales, Mycotyphaceae. The transcript has 10 exons.
AGCAGAAAAAAAAAUUUAGAAAGUCUGUCUCAUUUCACAGAUUUUUUACACUUCUUUCUUCUCUUUUGCUAAAUUAAAUUAAAGGAAGUAAAUCAGAAAACUGUACCUUAUCUGGUAGAAUUUCCUCCGUAAUUCACUUGGUUUCACGCUUUUCCAACAGACAGCAUCUAUUCCAACCACAAAGGAUUUCCUUUUGUCAAAAAUAACCUCGCGGCUUCAACUGUUUGAAUUGUAAAAUUAAGAGCAUAUCCUUCGUAAUUUAAACAGCUCUUACUCAACCUAUUCACUUAGUUUAUAUUUGCCAAAACAAAGUCUUGUUAUAAUGUCUUCCGAUGAUGAGCAGGCUACAUGUAGUAUUUGUGAUGGGGAUAAAUCCACCAAAAGAAAUCCUAUCAUAUUUUGCGAUGGAAAAGAUUGUGAUAUGCCCGUUCAUAAAAUCUGUUACAAAGUAGAUGAAAUUCCAGAUGAUGACUGGUACUGUCAAAGAUGUGAAAAUAAGAGAAAGAAGAGACCAACCAAUAUCAUUUGUUGCCCUAUGCAAACAGGCGCUAUAAAAAGGACCGCAAGUACAGGAGAGUUCAUUCAUGUAGUCUGUGCUAUGUGGAACAAAGCAAUAGAUGAUAGUAGAGAGCCUUACAUCGUGCCAAUCAAACAAUUGAACCGACAUGAAUGCUAUUAUUGCUACAAGAAGAAAGGGUUUACAAUACAGUGCGAAGAAGUUGAUUGUGCCAUCUUUUUCCAUGCCACCUGUGCAAUCAACAACGGUAUCAUAAAUCCUGCCUCUACUGUUCCAUCAGACUUUUCUCCAAGAUGCGGCAAACAUCUUGCCGAAUAUGAAAGAAGGAAAACGAAGAGCAAAAAUCGUCCCCUAAUAGAGACCAUAUCUUCUGACAGUGAAGACACAGCAAUGAAGUUUGAAGACGAUGAGGAGACUGAGGAUGAAUCCGAAGAGAAAAGUUCAGAUGCAUCCGGAGACAAGAAACAAAAAGCAUCUAUUAAUAAGAAAAAAGCAGCAAAAUCGAGCCACCGUAGCCAACAGCAGCAACAACAACAGUCUGUCAAAAGAGAAAGGUCACCAAACUUGGUUUUCACAGAUGACAGUGAUGAUGAUAUGUGCUUGAAUAAUGGAACAAACGAUAAGCAUAAGAAGGCGCCUACUUCAAUAAGUACGGCUACAAAAAUAAAUUCCCUAGCUAUUACAAGCCAAAAGCCUACACAGCAAAACAACAGUGCUUAUAGCAACAACAAAGAUGGAAGUAGUAAAACAAAAGUGAUUGAUGAAACUCAAGAUCACAAAGAACGCCUCGAUAUCAAGAGAAGGAAAACUGAACAUCAAGCAACCAGCAGCAACAAUAAUACCAGACCAUCCCUCAAGAUUGAAGACAGCAAGUUGAAAAGCAGUAACAGUACUGUAGCCUCAUCAUCUAUGACAAAACAAAAGCCUGUGAUUGGCAAUUCCAGCAGUAAUAUCAUUCCUUCUUCAGCUUUAACGCCACCUUUAAAAAAGACCAGUGGACCAGGAAUCAUUAAAGAUAUUGCUGAGAUACGAAAUGACAUUAAGGCAGAUGCUCAACGUUGGAAUCUGAAUGCUUCUGGUAACUCAAUAUCAAUGAACCGCAAUCAACCUGCUACACCUACAACAGCGAAAGCUGGUUUUUUGGAAAAUGAUAGAAAAAUGAUGACGAAUGAUGAAAAAGAGGAAUUCAACAGACUAAAUAGACGGUUUGCUGAGCUCAAACGGAAUGUUACUGAGAUUUUUACAUCCUUAAAUCUUCGUCUUCCGAGCAAUUCUGCAGUAACGCCUGAACGAGACAUAGAAGCUUACGUCGCUCAGCUACAACAAAUAGUAAAGCGAGCUGGGCCAAUUCGUGAUUCAGAUAUUGCUGUUAUUCAAGAUUGCGUAAGAAGCUCUUUCAAACAAAGGGAGUAAUAUCACCCUUUAUAUUCCACAUCCCAUUGCCCAUAGUAUCUUAUAUCCUUAUUCUUUCUGAUUUUCCUUUCUUAGAUUUCCUCUUUUUUCUUUUUUCUAUAUCUUUUAGUUGUAUAUAAACAUAAUUCUUCUUCUUAAUUUACAAUUUUCUUCAAUCCCGUCUAUUUAAUCUUCACAAUAAACAGCCGCUGUUU